AAAGCACCAGAAAAGGGAAGAGGAGGUGCGGGAAAGGGAAAGGGAAAAAGCUCAGCAACUGAUUGCCGGUUUUGAGGAGAAGCUGAGCCAGUUGGAGGAGAAAUUGCGAUUGGCGGAAGUAGAGCAGAACGGAGAACAACAAAGUACCGAGAGUAGAACCGCUGCGGCUGAAGCGAGGCACGCCGCGCUGCACCAGGGCAUCAAAAAGUUGCAACAGGAACUGGAGGAACAGGCCGGGAAUUAUCAGCUGGAAGCCGAACACGAUCUGGAAACAGUUUUGGAGGAAGAGAGGGACGAAAUCCUCAACGUUGUUUCAAAUGAAAAUCAAGCUCUUCCUACGACAGGGAAAACGAAAAGCGGAGCGGAAAAUGAAAACGACGAUCAAGAAGAACACGAGGAAGUAACCCAGCUGAGAUCCCUGUACAGCAAUCUGUUGCAGAAGGAAACGAAUCUUGCCUUGAAAAAAGCAAUGGUGGCUUGCGGGAAGAAGUCGGAAGAAAUUCUUUUACAGAAAAACCAGGAGAUCGACUCUUUGCGGACACAACUAGCUGAAAUGACGGAGAAAGUCGACUUCGCCGAGUUGAAUUGUGCGCACCGACUCGAGUCUGCGGUGGGGAGAGAACAGGAGGUCCAAGCGCAGGAGAUGAUGCCAUUGCAAUUAUCCUCAAAGGAGCGAGAUGAAAUGGAGAUAGACGUAUUGGGUAAUUAUAUCGCGGGGAGGAACAGCAACAGUAUGGACGCCGAAGCCGUGCAAUUAUACGGUGCUAGCGGAGCAGUGCAAGACGUGUCGCAGAAUGACAAGGAUUGGGCACUAAAACAAACGUCGCUCGCCAUUUACGGGGAAGAAGCACGGGAGGAGGACCGCGCUCUGAUGGAAGCGAGAGACGACCCGGAUGCGGCCACCAGCGAUCUGCGGCACAUCUCCCGGAUCCGGGCGAUGCCGCCCUGGAAGGUGAUUUUUCAGAACACGAAGGACCAGUACUUCGGCCUGGAGCAGGGGGCGGCCGGGGUGAAGGGCAGGCACCACUUAAACGUGAUCCAGUUUGGCUGGCAAAAGGACAAGGAGAAUUUUCUCGUUUCUUUCCUCGAGGACAUGCGUUUGAUCUCCACCUUCGCCUCCCAACCGGUCGUGUUCAAGGGCUGGGCCACUGCGCUCGUCUGUACGGGCAUGGUGUUGAGUUCCCUGUUUCUGACGUACCACAUGUUUCACCUGCUGGUCAUCGAGAUUUUGCCCGCACUUUUCGCCAUCGGCCACCUGAUUUACGGGGUGCACAUUGGCACGAGCACAAGCAUAUCAAAUGCAAAUAUGUCUGGGUCUGGAAGAGUCACGCUGCUGCUGCAUGACACAGAAGGGCUGGCAUGGAAGCUCUAGCAUCACAGGUUUCGAGAAGCUUCCGCAAUGCCGAAUUUGCAUCACAAAUGCCCGACUUUGGUGACAGAAAGUGGGCAGCUUUUGCUGCCUAUGCAUGAGAGAUUCUUGUGUGUUAUAGAAUGCGCAGCACAAGUUUGCAUUCUUCCAGACCCAGACAUAUUUGCAUUUGAUAAAGCUCCGCGUUGCUCACCGCUUUGGGGUAUCAUAUGUAAAAAUGUCUGGGUCUGGAAGAUUUCAACUUGUCAUGGUAAAUCUGAAGCAUGCGAAAAUCUGUGUUGCAUGAGUACCAAAAGCUGCACACUUUUGACCAAGUUGGAGAGGAGUUUCUCAUGCAUGAUAGGCAUGGCAGAGACCUCGCAGAGUCUGUCAUGCUAAGUCCCGCAUUCCAGACCUCAUGGGUCAUGAAAAAUCUGCAUGACAAGUCUACACUUUUCCAGACCCAGACAUUUUUACAUUUGAUAUGGGGCAGACCGAACUGGUCCGGCACACCCAGCAAUUUGCGAUGGCUAUCUUUGGGGCCUUAGCUCUAGAGGAUGUGGUGGAGAACGGCAGUACGGUUUGGCGGUACCUGGCCUGGAAACCCUCCAAGCGGUCAGAGAAACUGAAGGAGUUCGUCACCAAGUUAUCAAGAAGAAAAAUAUUUAUAUUACCCCCUCCCCAUAUCAAAACGGAAAUCUGUGAUGCAGAUUUGUGGUCCCAGAUCAGCUUUGUCAUGCUAGAAGGCAAAAAAAGGUGCGGACUGUAGUGCUGGCUGGCGUGGGAACAAAGUGUUACAUCUUCAGCAUGACAGGAGGCAACUGGAAGUGGGAAACAGGAUGACCAAUUGCCUGCAGGAACUCAUGCAGCAGCUGCGUCUCUUGAUGGCCUGCUAGCAAUACAAGUCCAAUCGUGUACUAACUCAAAUGCAGCAUUUUUUCGAUACGGGGAGCAGGGGGCGUUUUUCAUUGUAAUACAAGGGGGGCAAGCGCAAGGACACGGAGCGCGACGUGCAGCUGGGCCGGACGACGACCAACGGCAUCAUUGGGUGGGCCAAGCGGUACUUCAAAAUGCCCGCUUUUAUGGCGCAGGUGUGGGACACGGGCGCGAACCAAGUGAAGCGCAUAUUCCAAUGAAAAAUGCCCCCAACCCCGAACUUGGGAGCAUUUGUAUUGCAAACCUUUCCAAAUGAAACACUCGCCCUCUUGCAUCUAUCAGCAUCACAGAUUUCCAAUAUGAAUAGCAAAAAACUGUAUUGCAAAAGAUCCCAACAAGAGCGGCGCUUGUCAUGCAAGCGAUGCGAUAGACGCCUAGAGUCUGCAUCAGAAAGAUUCAUACUCCUUUCAUGCAUCACAAAAAGGUUUGGUUUUCAUUUGGAAGCUUCGCAUCACCAACUUUUGCAACUUUGGAGGUGGGGGCAUUUUUCGUCGUAAUAGCGCAUGACGAAGUACAUGCGGCACAUCCACAACAAGUACAACCCCGUGAAAAAGCUGUACCGACAGGUGAGCUAUCCCGUGCAAAAGUAUCGUACUCGUAUUGCAAUCAUGCAUUACAAAUCCUUUUGCUAAGGUAAAUCCGCAUUACAAAUUUUAUUUCUCAUGCUGAGGAAAUUUGUAAUGCAUUUAUACGAGUGCGAUACUUUUGCAGUUCAUAUGAGCACCGCCGCGGCCGUGUUUGGCGUGGAAUACGAAGAAGAGGAGCGGGAAAGGCUGAAAAAUAUCGGGACCCGGUUCUGGAUAUCAAAUGCAAAUAUGUCUGGGUCUGGAAACUUGUAGUGCUGAGUUGUGAAUAGUGAAUUCUUUGUAAUGCAAAGCCAAGCAUGAGAAGCAUUGACGCUGCUUAGUGUUGCGCUUUCCGCACGACAAACUGCGUUAUUUGCAUGACAAGCAAGAGAGUCUCUUCUUGGACACGCAUCACAAACUCUUCAGUCAUGCCAGACAAGCAUGACAAAUCUUGCAUCCUUUCAGAUCCAGACAUAUUUGCAAUGCAUACUGGAAGAAGCGGCACCGGUUCGGCGCCUACGUAACGGAAAACGUGAUCGAGGCGGCCGCAACGAAACUGGUGAUGAUUUACUACCUGGUGGCGACUCAGUAUGGAAAGGAAAAAGUUCGUCACAGUCACUAACGUGCAUGUUUUGCAUUACAAAUUUUCUCGGCAUCACAAACUUUCCUUGUAUUGCAGAAACACUAGGGAAAUCCCCAAUGAAGUUUGGCUGUGAUGCAUAUUUACGCAUGACAAACAAUUUUGUGUUGCAAGAAUGCGCAUGAGUGAUCGUGACGAACUUUUUUUCUUCGAUACCCAGGACAUUUACGUCCAGAGUUUGGCGGAGAAGGUGAUCCAGCCGGAACUUUUACGGAGGUAUAAGAAGGAUUCUAAUGCUGUCAUUCGGGAAAAACGGCUGCCCAAGUUGACCCGGGGGGAGAAAACGCUGUUUCUCAUGCGGUAUCUGUCCCGCGGGUCGGAUGCGGAAUACCAGUUCCUGCUCGCCUGUAACCACCUGGUGCACAUGUUUCCCCUGCAAAAGGACGUGUACGAGUACAAGAUGCAGCCCUCCUGGCACAUGUUCGUGCGCUCCGCCUGGAAGAAAUUGAAGUCCGGGUUUAACCAGCUCUACGAGCGGUUUGAAGACUUGCAGAACCAGGUGAUCCGCGCCGUGCCGAUUUUGACUCGGCUGGUGACGGACAUGCUGCAGUCCGUUUUUGACAUCACGGAGCAAGAUAUGAGAGUGCACAAGAACUCCCCCUCCCCCUCAGUUGCAUGGCAUGAGCAGCAACACAAGCCACAGCAGAAGAGGGGCGUUCGCAUGACAAAUCUGCAUGCGGAUUGUAGUACUAUUUGAGGUUCCGAAAUUUGUCAUGCUAGCAGUGCUUGCGAGCAAGGUGCGAGCUUGGUACUUUGCAUUACAAAUGAGGGGGGGUUGUGCACUGUCAUACAAGAAUUCGGGGUGUUCAAGAGGGACACGUUCUUCGCAGUGACAGAUGACUUCGAUCCGGCCACAUCCGGUCGAGAAAAAAAGCGCGACAAGGCGAACGUUUUGGCGCACGAGGUCGACAACGCGCGGAUCGGGAGGUUCUUCGCGAGUUUAGAGCUAAAAGUGAGCUCCGUCGCCAGGAUUUUGCGGCAAGAGGAGCGGUUUCAAAAAUUCUACAACGCAACAUCAGCUACAAGUUCGGACGCAGAGGUGGCGCAACGAGCGACGGACUCUGCAAUGAAGGCGGAGGUGGAAGAGUCCGAGAAGCGAUAUACUAGUAAUUCGCUCCUUGGGCGGUACAGGAAAUGGAAAAACAAAAAGAAGCCUGCUCCGGAGCGCCGACUCAAGCACGGAAUCACACAAAGAGAUGUCCCGGCGAUGAUUUCAGCAGCUGCUUCUUCCUCUUCGUUUGCCGAAAUAAAGGAUGAAAGUGAGGAAAGCACGAUGUUGUUGAACAAGUUGACAGUAGAAGAGGAACAACAGUAUCACAACAAAAUGGCGAAAAACAUCGAAAGGAUACUGGAUAAAGCGACAACAAAAAGAACUUCUACGAGGUCUACUACUUCUUUCGGGGGAAGAACAGAGCAGCAGCAACGGCAGCAGCAGGACGAGGACCCGCAACAUCUCGAACCGCAACCUUUCCGCACAGCAAGACAGUCCUUCUCCUUUGUUGAAAAGCUGGAAAGAAACCGGUUGAAACACACCUGGCGGAAAAAGGUAAAGAGAGUGUUGGAAAAAAAGCAUGCGAGAGAAAGGUUGAAGUUGAACAAUAUUAAACCGAUUUCAUCAGUAGGGUCAUCAUCUUCCUUCGUGGAGCAGCAACUGAGGACGAAAGAAGAAAAACUUGAUACUGGAACUAAGAAAACUUCUACGAUGAAGCGACUGAACAAAAAAUGGUGGCCGUUCCAGAAAAAAACGGUGGACAAACUUGCGGAAGAGAUCUGUCCGCACAACGACUACUGUACGAAGCAGUGCCGCAUCAUCUGGAAAGUAAAACCGCGGCGCGGGGGCGUCAACGAGGAUUCUUUGUCAAAAAAGAACCCGUGCGACACGGUGUUCAACGAGGUAAAGUCCCGGAUCACCAGCAGUGAUUGGCUGGACCCACAACAGGGACAGUACCGACUUCUCCCCCCGGAAGAAGAAGAGAAAGCAAAACACGGGCUCAAGACCAGCAACAAACGCUUGCAGGAAAGCACCGCGGAAAGGAAAUUGCUGCACGUUCUGCACUAUCAAAUGCAAAGAAAGUAUCGCACUCGUUGUAUAUACUAGAACGGGAAGAUAACGUCGGCCAGUGACUCGGCAUGACAGAGAUCAUCCAUUUUGUAUCCCUUAAUCUAUAUGAUUGAAGAUGACUUCCAGGUUUAUUGUUGUUGAACAAAGUGUUCAACCAAUACCAAGUCUCACUAGUACGGUGGCGGUACUUGUUUUCAACGGCAUAUGCACCACAGGCGGGAUGGUGAGUACACGCACGCGCAAUCGCAGGAGGAAAUGGAUUAUCAAAUGCAAAUAUGUCUGGGUCUGGAACUGGAUGAAACUUGUAAUGCUAAAAAUGAAUGAUAGACGCACUGCAAUACAAAGCUAUGCAUGACAAAUUUUUUGGCUGCCAUCUCUUACGUAUUCCGCAUGGCAAACUGCGUCUUUGUAUGACAGGUAGCAGGGCUUUUUCGUGCCUAUGCAACACAGAUUCUCGAGUCAUGCCAGACUAGCAUGACAAAUCUGGCAUUCUUCUAGUAUGACAAACCCAGACAUUUUUGUAUUUGAUAUGGAUGUGCGGAAACAGACGGACAUCCACAUGGUAUUGCGGUUCGAGGAAGAGGCCGCCGGUGUUGUAGAGGGGAGGAAGGAAUAUCCUGUGCAAAAGUAUCGUACUCGUAUUGCAAUCAUGCAUUACAAAUCUUUUCCCUAAGGUAAUCAGCAUUACAAAUUUUAUUUCUCAUGCUGAGGAACUUUGUUAUGCAUAAUUUAUACGAGUACGAUACUUUUGCACAGGAUAAGGAAGAAAAAGAUACAAUAAAGGCUGAGCAAGAAGAUCAACAUGAUCCUACACGAGAACCGCGGUGUAUCGUGUCCGGGUGCGCGACGAACGAAGGGUCGGAUAUGGAGCAAGUGGAGGGCUUCACCGAUUGGGUUUCGCAGAACCCGUUUUCCUAUCAAUUGCAAAAAUGUCUGGGGCGUCUGGAAACUUGUAAUGCUGUGUUGGGAAUAGCGAAUGCUCUGUAAUGCACAGCCAAGCAUGAGAAACGUCUGCGCUUCUUUGUGUUCUGUUUUUCGCAUAAGAAACUGCGUUUUUGCAUGACGGGCAAAAGGGUCUCUUCUUGGACACGCAUCACAAACUUUUUCGCCAUGCCAGACAAGCAUGACAAAUCUCGCAAUCUUCCAGACCCAGACAUUUUUGCAUUUGAUAUUUCCAACCUGGGCAAAAAACUCUUCGACACCGCCUACACCAAGAAGGAGUCGAAGAUGUACUGCAGCAUGUACGACCUGAUCUGCGGGCACGAGGACGGAUGUCUGUUCGAGACUGACGACUUGAUUGUGGACCACGCAAAGACCGAGGUUGCCGGGGUGUGUGCCGGGUCGUGGUUGGUCGACAAGAAACCGCCGGUCUGCGGGACCAUGGUCACGGUGGCGGACAAGAAACCGAACGUGGGGAAGGUGACGCACUACUGGCGCGGGUCGGAAAAGGAGUCCCUGAACGUGAUCAAGGCUUUCUACGGGUACAGCUCCAAACUGCAGCGGUUGCGGGACUUUGUCGACCUCCCCAUGGAGUACUUUCAGUACAUUGGGGUCGAUUCCGUGACCCAAACCGAAGUCGCGGGCCUCGCGCGGCGGGCGAGGAGCGAGCGACGGCACGAAAGCGACCAACAGGCCAACGAAGAUGUGGGUAACGUCGUAGUAAACCAAGAAACCGUGCGGGGCGAGAAGAUGUCGCCCCUCGUCGCCGGUACCACGCCGGCAACUACAUCUUCUUCAAAGGAAUUAACCAGAGUAGACCACCACGACGACGAUGACUGCGUUCCGGGUCGCGACGCAGACUGCCCCGACAAGGACGAGGAAGUGGAAGAACCUUCGUUGCUGUCCACCGCGUUUCAGCCCCGAGGAACAGAAUCUGCCGACGGCGGCAUGAUGAGGGUGAAUAAAAACGAGAUGUACCUGCCCCGGCUGGUCUGCGAGCAAGAGUUUGCCUCGCCGCUGCUGAGUGAUGAGGUGGAACCCGGGGUGGAGGCCCCGGUGGACUACGGGGACUGGCUGGAAAUGUACCUGCUGCGUUUGCCGUAUGGAGUUCUCAAACAUUACAUUCUCAACGGUCACAUGAAUUUGUGAUGCAAAAACAGCAAGAGUGAAAGGGGGAAGAUUGCGCCUCUUGCAGUACGGGUUUGGCACAGAUCUAGAUGCUGUUUGGCCCUUCGGAAAUUUGUCAUGUGAAGUAGCAGCUUCAUGGUGUAGAUGCUGAUGAGAGUUUUGCAUGACAAAUUAUGCAGCAGUUCUUGAGAUGAAUGUAACGUUUGAGAGCGCCAUAUGGCGAAUCCCGAACACAUCGCGGACUCGAUGCUGGAAGGCGCGAAAACUUAUCAAGUGCGCGAGGAGGUGCGGAAAAAAAUCUCUAAGUGGAAGCGAAGCAAAAGCAAUAGAGAGAGGGCGGCGAGCGGAGGGGCCGUUGCUGUAGGCGAACUGAAUUCAGACGAGGACUUUGAAGAACCGCUCAAUGUCCCGGAAGAAGUAUUUCACAAAAAAAUGUAGCAUAUUUUCACCUUUGUAUUACUUAACUGAAUACACUCACAGUCACAAAAUCGAGAAGGGAGGCCGGGCCCAUACUAGCAUGAUUGUCUCAGGGCUAUGCAAGACAGAGUUUUGUGUGUGUUUUUAUUCACUUUUGCAUUGAUUGAUACAAACGUGAAGAUGAGCUAGCUUUUUUCUCUGGGAUACGAAGGGUCCGCAGAACUGGGUUGGUACCUCUAUCGUGUGGCCAAGCGGUGUGCGAAACACUGGAACGCUUACCUGGAGUCCCGGCAGAAGUUGGUGCUCUACAGCAAAAAAGGAUUUGAAAUCUCGCAACUGAUGCGGGAGUACGACCGUUUGUUAGCGCAAGAAAAACGUUACUCCCUGAAAAUUCACCAUCCCCAUCCAUUUCUUGCAUGACAAAAACAGAACUUUAUACAUGUUUUGCAUGAAAAAUAGGAUGGGGGUGGUUAAUUUUUAGGGAAUGAACGUCCGUGGUCGUGGCUGAAUAACGGUUUGGGAAACAACAAUUCUACCACAUCUUCUUCUGCCGCUGCUCCGGAGGGGGAAAAGCAUCUUUUGGAGAAGAAAAUCCAGCUCAUGGAGGCGGAGGUGAACGAGUUUGAGAAGAGAAGGCGGCGGGCCGAGGAUGCGAAAUUGGCCAAGUGGAUGAUGUAUCACAUGCAAAAAUGUCUGGGUCUGGAACACAGCAACUUGUCAUGCUAAAUCUGAAUCAUGUAAAAAUCUGUGUUGCGUGAUUACCAAAAGCUGUCCACUUUUGACCUAGUCGAGAGGCAGUUUCUCAUGCAGGAUAGGCAUGGUAGAACUCUCACAGAAUCUGUCAUGCUAUGUCCUAGAUACCAGACCUCAUGGGUAACGGAACACCUGCAUGACAAGUCUGGCACUCUUCCAGACCCAGACGCUUUUGCAGUUGAUAUGAUGGACGUGUUUUUGCACGACGAGACCCGGCAGAAGAAACUGAACGACGCGUCCGGACGAGGUGCGCACGUGUAUCAAAAUGAAAAAUCCCCCCUCCCCAUAUUGAAGCGGAAGUUUGUGUUGCUGGAUUUGUGUACACAAAUCAGAUUUGUCUUGCUGAAGAGGACUGCAGGCCCACAUCAAGCCUGAGUAGAGAGGUUGUGGCCUAGGCGCUUAGCAUGAGAAACGUCUGCGCUGUAGGCCAAACAGCAUCACAAACCGCCUGCAUAAUGCGGCGGAGCCUGUGGAGUUGCCUUUUUGCAAGAUAGAGAGCAUUUGUGGUCGCAAAUCAGCAUUGCAAAUCUUCUGCGACGUACCUUUUCGAUAUGGGGAGGGGGGAUUUUACCCCGGGAUAACGUGCGGCAGUUUGAGGCGGAGAAGGAGCACAUGAAGGAGUUAGAAAAAGAACAGUACUACAUGUCCGAGCACGCAGAAGAGACGAACAGCGAGCGGCUCAUAUCCUGUGUAAAAACGUCCCCACCCCAACAUAGUCAAGAUGGGGAUUUUGCAACACAAACCUAGGAGUUUUGGGAGUCACGCAUGACAAGUUGCAGGCUGUACUGUCGUGCAGCUUAGCAAGGGAAGCCGCAUAACAAAUCCGUCUCCUUAUCCUGUUUACAGCAUUACAAGUUCUAAAACGCAAUGGGAAAUGCCUCUCAUGGGUAUGCGCAUCACAAAUGUCCUCGGCAUUGCAAAUCUGCAUGACAACUCUGGGGCGGGGACGUUUUUCCUCAGGAUAGCUCAAACGGUGGGCGGAAGAGAGGAUAAAUUACGAACAAGCGACUUUUGUCUCCGCCCAGCAGGCCAUCCACUUUCUGGCCAUGGAAUAUCCUGUGCAAAAGUAUCGCACUCGUAGUAAUUGCAGUCAUGCAUUACAAAUUUUUUUCUUACGGUAAAUCCGCAUGACAAAUUUUAUUUCUCAUGCUGGGGAAAUUUGUAAUGCAUUUAUACGAGAAGUGCGAUACUUUUGCAGUUCAUAUGGAAAUCGAAGACGCAACGACACAGCUGCACUCGCAGGGGGGAUUCGACCAGGAGGGCGGAGAUAACCGCCACAACAACCUGUAAUGAAUAACCGGGGUACUAUUGUAGUGGGAGAAGGAGAACUAGCACAAGCACAUACCUACUUUUAGGAAUUAUUGAAAGACAAAUUUUCAUCAGCAGAAACAAAAGAAAAACGAUGUCACAGAGCUUCUGCCUUGUUUGUAAGAUGAUAGCAGUUUAGUACCGAAACUCCUCGUUGAGAACCAGAUUCCUUGAAUGAUUGAACUGUGUAUUAGCGACGUCUUGAACAAACAGAAAAUAGACAAAAUCUGCUUUGAAUUUUGACACUUGAAACUACCUGCAGCACGACUUAUUUUUGUAGUUCCCAGAUGAAUAACAGCGAAGUUGAAUAAAUUGUUGAAAAGAAAUUGAAAAUGAACAGUGGAUCAACAGUUGCCACCAGCAAAUCAAAACUUUGAUAGUCUUUAGCGAAGAACUAUGCACCUCAUGUACCCGAAUCCGAAAAUAAAUCUGACGUUUCAACUUUUGUACAAAAAACAAGUAUACC
Molecule: messenger RNA, 10563 nt
Organism: Amoebophrya sp. A120
Lineage: Eukaryota; Dinophyceae; Syndiniales; Amoebophryaceae
Source: the annotation of a GenBank genome assembly